UCUGCGUGUAUCUCUUCUGCUUACUUAUCCUGCAAAGCAGGUCUGACCUCGCUCGAGGACAACUGCCGUCCAUUUAAGGUCACUUUAAAGGAAAGCCCGGCCAUUUUUUCUUUGCGAAUUGGAUAAUACCGUGUCACUCUGGACGUAACGUAAAAUACACAUCGGACAAUUUGGUGAUGGAACUAGACCCGUAGUGCAAACGGUAAAUCUAGAUACAGUUCAUCGCAGUUCGCGAUAUACUUACUUCAAAACGUUGACUGUAGGUGGGCGGCAAAAUGAAGGGAAAGGUUAGCUACUGGCUGUUAUCCAUGGUGAUUUUCAUGAAGAUUUUUACAACACUCGACGCCACUGGCAAGAUUGCUGUACGCUUAACUUCGUUCAAAAAUGAAAACUAUUUCGACUUUAACGGUUAUUGUUGCGAAAGUACCAGGUGGAUGACUUCGUGUACCCAGUCAUGUGAUAGUGCAUUUAAAUUGUGCUUUGACACCGCUCUGGGAUUUGAUACACUCAGCUAUUGUGCGUAUGGAUCCGUUGGUUAUAUAGGGAAUAUACCAGACAGAUAUAUCACCUUCCGUGACCAUUCCUUAUUUUCGAAACCCUUUAAAGCCAGUUUCACGACGUGGCCGGGCUCUUCCAAACUGAAAAUUGGUGUUAUAGAUAGAGACGGUUCUUUGGCGGAUAGUGACAUGGUUGACUACCUUUGGACAUUCAUUAUCACAAAAGCUGCAGCAAGCGAAAGCUCGGCACCGUGGACCAGUCGAUUAAUUAAAGGAACCAGAAAAAGAGAACCCACGACAUUGCUUCUGGAGUUUGCCGUGUAUUGUGAUCCAGGUUGGAAAGGGGCUGACUGCAACGAAUGCGCGGUCAACCAUUGCAAAAAUGGAGGCACAUGUAGCUAUAAUUCUGCCAAGAGGCAAAAGCAUUGCACCUGCCCAGUCGGUUACACAGGGACGUUAUGUGAGGUUUCCAUAGAUGAUUGUGCCAGCCGCCCAUGCUUAAACGGUGGAACGUGCUAUGAUAAUGUGAACUCCUACACGUGCCAGUGCCCACGUGGGUUUAAGGGGACUAAUUGUGAAAUCAACAUCGACGACUGCGCGAGCAGCCCGUGUAAAUACGGCGCGACCUGCAUUGAUGGGGUGCAUUCUUACACGUGCAAAUGUGCUUCUGGUUUUCUUGGCAGGCACUGCGAGAAUUUCGACCUUUGUUAUUUCAAUCCAUGCAAGAAUGGCGCUAAAUGCAUCGACAAUACCAACUCGUACUCUUGCCAGUGUAGGGAGGGGUUUCAAGGUAGCCGGUGCGAAACCGCCACGUGUACUCCAAAUCCCUGCAAGAAUAACAGUUACUGCCAACUCAAAGGUGGCACUUACGAAUGUUUCUGUACCAAUGGAUACUACGGCACACAGUGUGAGUUGAAAGUGACGACCUAAGGAUGAGCCGUUCGCCGUCAUCAACCUUCUUUGGAAAAAGCGGAAGAAUCUUUCGUUGAUGGACAAUCCGUGAAAAUUUCGGAAUGAGGGAGAGUUUCACAAAGAUGUUUUUGUUUUAGAAAGAUAUAUCAGUGUAAGCAACAUGAAGUUGUUAUUAUUUGAAUUUUAAAUAUAAACGUAUUUUGGACGGACCUAAGUUGAUUAUUGUAGUUCCUCUUGGUAGGCAACAUUCAGUGCUAAUGUGAAAUACCAUAACCAGGAUAGUUAAUGGAUUGUUUUUGGCUCAAUUUUGGCAUUUGCUUUUCGAGAAGAAAUAAAAUUAAGCCAACAACAUUUUUUAAUUCAUGCACCUGCAGACCUUCCAACCAGAUCAACCAGAUACAUUGUAGUGUCCAAAUUUUCGCCGAAUUUAAUUUCAUUUCAAAUUGGCGGUUUAUAUGCAAUAAUAAUUGAAAUGAGCGCUAUAUUUCACUUCUCACAUUCGCACUUACAUAAGCUCACGUGCUUGGCUAUUAUUUGUAAUUAAUUAUGUAGUUUGUUUCGUUCAAACAGAGUCACUGCUGCUGCUGCUGCACAUGCGUAAGCGCUUUAUGCUUGCCCCACAUCUAAGACAGUUACGACGACAGUACAAAAGGAAAUAUAAACAUACAAUGUUUUAGAAAAAAAUUUGAGGUAAGCUGCAAUGACUGCUGGAUUUCUUUAUUUCUGAAAAAGCAUUAACAAACAAUCCCCGACGACUUUGAUUAUGACAGUCACCAUGUUGGCUUGCAACGCUGUUAUUUUAGCAUUAAGCAGUCCUAGCGUUAUAUUACUGAAGCGGUUCUUAACAGGGGGUUGAAAUCUCAAGACAGAAGUUCGUUGAGAAAUCUGACAUUUUGUCUCUUUUUAGUAGUUUGUGCACUGAUAAACUAGAUAUUUUGGCACUGAGAAUAAAAUUGUCAUUUGACUCUUUAGUCAGAGUCCAGCACCCCUUGACCCUCAUGGAGUUAAUU
Lingula anatina is the source of this 2419-nucleotide messenger RNA. RefSeq lists its product as uncharacterized. Lineage: Eukaryota; Metazoa; Brachiopoda; Lingulata; Lingulida; Lingulidae. The record is from RefSeq and is a predicted model, not a curated record. Gene Ontology annotation, molecular function: calcium ion binding.